AUGUCGGAAUCGUACAAGGAACAGCUGGACCCAGAGUCUCAAGCCCUGCUCUCUGACCAUCACCACGAUGGCCCCGCUGUCCCUCCGACCCGGCCCUCCUACCGCACCUUCCGGACUCGCCACCUCGUACUAGCCUACGCUGCUGGUAUCCUCUCCGCGGUCCUCGUCGAGCUCCUGCUCUGCUCUCACUAUACCAUUCCUUUCCUUCAAUCCUCACAGUCCCGCCCUUCAGUCGAAGCAGACUUCGCCUCCCCCGACGCGGGCUCCACCGAAGUUCACCACUUCCCGCCCACCUCCCCAACCAACGUCUUUCCCUCUCUCUUCCCAACAGAUGUCGGCCACGCCGGUCCUACGCCCACAGGAGCGGAAGCAGGCCUUGUUGCUACCGCGCCCUCUUAUCCUCUUCACACCGGCGCCCCUCAUCUCGUCUCUCCUCUGACUCUCACCAAGAAUGCAUCCAAACAGGACGCCAGCCCUUCCUUCGACAUCUUCAAGCAUUGGGGUAACCUAUCUCCAUGGUUCAGCGUAGAGCGAGGCUCCUUCGGCGUCGACUCGGGCCCUGAAGCUCCCGAUACCUGUCGCGUCACUGGUCUUCACUUGCUUCACCGACAUGGCGCUCGCUACCCAACAGAGUGGGCCUCAUACGGCGGCCCUGCCAACCUCUCCGGACGUCUUCACAACGCUGCCGCAGGGUGGAAUGCGUCCGGUCAGCUCGAAUUCAUGAACGAAUGGACGUACAAGCUCGGAGAGGAGAUCUUGACUCCUUUCGGUCGUCAGCAACUCUUCGACCUAGGUGUAUCCAUUCGUAUGAAGUACGGCUUCCUACUCAAGAAUUUCACCGAGUCGAACACAAUCCCCGUCUUCCGUACCGAAUCUCAGGACCGCAUGUUGUCUUCUGCUCUUAACUUCGCCUUGGGCUUCUUCGGUUACCCGUUCGACGGUCAGUACCAGCAGAGCAUCACCAUCGAGGACAACGGCUUCAAUAACACCCUCGCUCCCUACAAGACCUGCCCGAACGCCGGUGACCGCUCCAAGUCUGACCGUGGCGUCGAGUAUGUCAAGACAUGGACGGCUAUAUAUCUCAAGGAUGCUCUCGACCGCCUUUCUCCUCAGCUGCAUGGGUACGACCUGACCAUUGAGGAUGUAUUUACACUACAGCAGAUGUGCGCGUACGAGACUGUCGCCAUCGGUUACUCCAAGUUCUGUGAGUUGUUCACGGAGGAGGAGUGGAAGGGUUUCAACUACGCCAUGGAUCUCUUCUUUUGGUACGGUUCGGCAUUCGGCUCGCCUGUCGCUCGAGUUCAGGGUAUCGGAUACGUCCAGGAGCUCGUCUCGCGUCUUACCCAUACCCCGAUCCCUGUACACAACUCCUCUACAAACGCGACACUUGACGACAAUCCGGCCACGUUCCCUCUCGGGCAGAGCCUCUAUGUAGACGCCACCCACGAGGUCGUCGUUCUUAAUGUCAUAACCGCUUUGAAUCUGUCCAACUUUGCUGAGGGAGGACCUCUUCCUGCGGACCACAUACCCGAGCACCGCAACUUCAAAUCAUCGCAUCUUGCGCCUUUCGCGACCAACAUCCAGUUCCAGCUGCUCUCCUGCGAGUCGCAUGCCGACCCGCAAAUCCGCGUCAUCGUCAAUGACGGCGUGGUUCCGUUGACGGGCAUCCGCGGCUGUCCAGAGGACAAAGACGGCAAAUGCCCUAUACCCACCUUCGUGGACGCUCAGCGGGAGAUCAUCGCGAAGACGGACUGGAAUUGGGCAUGUCAUGGGGACUGGCAUGUCCCUCCUGGUCCCGCAUGGAACACCACUACGGGCGACGCACCGGAGCCGGGAACGGUUUAAGUUCGCCAUCGGUCGUGUGUUCUUUUUCUCGCGGUCGUAGUCAUGGCUGUGUUUGUAGAUAUACACUACAGAACUGAGCUCUAUUGGAUACAUGAUUGAGAAAAUGCC
Dichomitus squalens LYAD-421 SS1 is the source of this 1953-nucleotide messenger RNA. RefSeq names its product phosphoglycerate mutase-like protein. Lineage: Eukaryota; Fungi; Basidiomycota; Agaricomycetes; Polyporales; Polyporaceae. The transcript is spliced from 7 exons. The record is from RefSeq and is a predicted model, not a curated record. Bases 1 to 1845 code for a protein of 614 amino acids. Gene Ontology annotation, molecular function: acid phosphatase activity.